Corylus avellana is the source of this 3964-nucleotide messenger RNA. RefSeq names its product Transducin/WD40 repeat-like superfamily protein. Gene Ontology annotation, molecular function: protein binding. The record is from RefSeq and is a predicted model, not a curated record. Lineage: Eukaryota; Viridiplantae; Streptophyta; Magnoliopsida; Fagales; Betulaceae.
CUCAUUCCUGUCUCUAGGUAGGGUUUUCUCCACUCGCAAUGAAAGCUAAUCGCAAGCUCAAGAAGCACGACACGUCGUCGAAGCUGGUUUUGGAGGAGAUUAUAGGGUUGACGGCGAAGAAUGGGAAUGGAUUGGCUUCGAACAUCUCGACCGCCAAGUGUGCCUACGUGGCGGGGUGUGUGGUGGUGGUUUACGAUGUGGAUUUGGGAGCUCAGUCGCAUCUCAUGGUGUCUCAUCGAGUGCCCAAGCCUUUGAGCUGUGUCGCCAUGUCACCGGAUGGGCGAUUCGUUGCAGCUGGAGAGUCAGGGCCUCAACCUGCAGUGUUAGUGUGGGACUGUACCACUCGGGCUUUUGUAUCUGAAUUAAAAGGCCAUCUAAAUGGGGUUGGAUGCAUUUCUUUCUCACCUGAUGGAAAACAUCUGGUGUCUGUUGGAGGAUACAUAUACCUUUGGAACUGGCGGAGUGGGAUGUUGGUUACUAAGCUUAAAGCAAGUUCAUCUUGUUCUGCUGUCUCUUCUGUUAACUUCUCAUCAGAUGCCAAAUUUAUUGUUACUGCUGGGAAGAAGCACUUGAAGUUCUGGACUGUCAGAUCAUCUCCAGGGAAUCGCUUAAAUGCAGGGACAGUGUCGCUGGCAAUGCAUGGAAAGCUUGUUGACCUUGGACCUCAGAAAGGAAGCUCAUUUGUAUCUGUCACAUCCCAUAAGUGGAGUGGCGGUAGUUUUGUUAACGGUGAACAGGCUGGUGACUUUUUUCCUAUCUAUGCAUUGACGGACACAGGUGUUCUGUGCCUUAUACAUUCUGGAUUUUCAGUAAGGAAAUCAGUUGAUUUAAAGGCUGGAAAAGGUUUUGCACUAUCUGCAUCAAACAAACUAGUUGCAUGUGCAUGCAGUAAUGGAAUAGUACAACUCUUUGCCAGUGAAACUCUCAAGUAUGAAGGAAGUGUUACAUAUUCAAAGGCCAAAACAGGCCAAGAAGAAAGUGAUCUUGUUUGCUAUACUAAUGCUGCUGAAAAGGGUGUUCAAGUUUCGCUUGCUCUUCCAGAUGCAAUUGCUUGUCAGUUUUCGACCUCAGAUAAGCUUGUUGUUGUUUAUGAAGAUCAUAGUCUCUAUAUAUGGGGCAUUUAUGAUGUGAAUCAGGCAACCCGUUGUUGUGUGCUUGUUUCACAUUCUGCGUGCAUAUGGGAUAUCAAGAAUCUCUGUUGUGAAAACAUGCAUGAUUCAUCUCUUGCAUGUGUUGCUAGAGGUUGUUCUGGUGGAGUUUCUUUUGCAACAUGCUCAGCAGAUGGUACUAUAAGGUUCUGGGAUCUUGCCUUGCAACCUGAUUCAUCAGAAGAUGCUGCGAACAGUCAUUUUCUUAAUCCAGAACCAAUGGGUACAACACAUUUAGUAAGUGCUGGGAUUUUUGAACGUGACACUGUGGAGGUGGGUGUUAGCACUCAAGGAUUUCGGUCAUUGGCAGUUAGUUCAGAUGGCAAGUACCUCAGUGCUGGUGAUUAUGAGGGAAACCUUCAUAUCUAUGACCUACAAACUUCUGAUUAUACAUGCUUUCAGGGUGCCCAUGAUGCAGAGAUCCUCUCAUUGAGCUUUAGCCUGUCAAGCAGAAAGGAAGUUGUUUCUGAAGAAGCCAUAGAUAGCCAGUCAUUCCUUGCAUCAGGGGGCCGGGAUCGAAUGAUCCAUCUUUAUGAUGUCAAAAGGAAUUUUGAUCUUAUUGAAAGUAUUGAUGAUCAUUCAGCUGCUGUGACCUCUGUUAAGAUUGUUUGCAAUGGCUCUAAGAUUCUCAGUUGCAGUGCUGAUAGGUCUUUGGUGUUCCGUGAUGUUGCUAUAACUGAUGGUGGUCAUAGGAUUUUGCGCCGUCAUCAUCAAAUGGCCUCUAAUGGAACUGUGUAUGACAUGGCUGUAGAUCCAACAAUGGAGACUGUUGUUACAGUUGGGCAGGAUAAGAAGAUAAACACAUUUGACAUUGCUGCUGGAAAGCUAAUUAGAUCAUUCAGGCAUGAUAAAGAUUUUGGAGACCCAAUCAAGGUUACUAUGGACCCAAGCUGCAGUUACCUGGUCUGCUCCUACUCUAACAAGUCUAUUUGCAUAUAUGACUUUCUUAGUGGAGAGAUGGUCACACAAGCCAUGGGACAUGGUGAAGUUAUAACUGGUGUCAUCUUCUUACCCGACUGCAAGCAUAUAGUCUCUGUAGGUGGUGAUGGUUGUAUAUUUGUAUGGAAAGUGCCUGUUCCUUUGUCUUCUAGGAUGCUGCAGAGAAUGAAGGAAAAUUUAGGUCCACUGAGCUUGCCUCAGCCAGUAGGUUUUAGGCAAAUAUCGUUUAACGAAGAGGAAGACAAGCAAUUCAGUGUCAAUCUUGAAGAAGUACUGUUGCCAGAGAACUCCAAGCAGAUAAGACAAAUAAUGUCUCAUCAAAGGGGUCCUCGAGAGACCUUAGCAUUUAAAUUUAGUGUUUCCAGACUUCCAAGAUGGGCACAGGCCAAAGUAACAAGCUCUAAUAUUGUCCCUAGUGAUCUUAAGUUCAAUUUAUCUCAGCAAGUAGACCAGAAGUAUUUCUCUCCUUCAGUUGGUGAAGGCCAAAGAUGUGCUUCUGUGUCCCCUGAAGUUCAAGUUCCAUCUGAUCACAAUAUGGGAGACAUUGAGUCAUGCAUCAGUGACUCAUCCAAAAGAUCUUCCAUUACUAACAACAGUGAGGAUUCCCCAAUGUCUCAAGAAACGCCUAGCUUUGCCAUGGGCAAUCGUUGGCGCUCCAUUUACACCGUGUGUCUGGACCUACUUAACUCACCAGAGAUGCGGACUUUAAUGGACAGAAAUAUUUCAGAGUCUUCAGCAGUUUUGAAACAAGACAGAAGUGAGAUACCAAGUAAUAGUCAGUGCUCUUUUGGGCAUGGUGAUCAACUAGGCAUAGAUAAUACAAGUGAAUGUAAUGAGGCAGCUGCUUGUGAAGUGGCAGCGCAGCUGCAUUCAGUUAAAACUGGAAGUGAGGUGCAAGCAGAUAUGGAUGUUAACACCUGCCACAUGAAGUCUGAAGACACCGACCUGUUCAGAAAACACUUUGGCAGUUUAUCAACAACAGACAAGAUAGAGAGAAGGAAAUCAUCGGUGAGGAGAAGGUACUCCACAAAAUAUGUUGUCCAUCAUGAUUAUCUUGGAGAUAGCAAGAAACUUUUUGGCACUCCAGUUCGAGAUUUGGCUAGUAAAACCCUGCACUACCAGGAAGAAGCUACAACUCAUGCCACACUGAAAGAUCCAUUAUUCCAUGUCUCGGAAGAACAGAAAAUGGACCUGAAGAACUCAGCAGAAAGUUCACCGAGCGCAGAUUGCACUUCCAUGGAAAGUGAAUUAACCGAAUGCCCUGUCACAGGAAGUUCAAUAAACAACGAAUUGACAGAAGGCAGAGACCAGAAGGAAUGUGCCCCCAAAGGAAGUGAUGUCCAGGAAAGAAUAAUUGCAUGCAAGGAAGCUUUACUCAAUCUGGAUGCUGCAGCUGAGAAUGCAGUCCAUUUAUUUUCAGCAUUAGGAAAUGUGGGUUCUAGGGAAGAGUUCUCAGGAGAAACGGGAGCCAAGUUAUAUGAUGAGGCAGCUGAACUACUUCAAUCAAUUGCAGAGAAAGUUGAUGGAGUUGCCAGAUUGGUGCACUGUCGGAGCAACAAUUCAUGUGGAAGUAGAGUGGAAAUUUCAGGCUUUCAACCUUUGUUAGGAAAAUUUGCAGAGAGUCUAUCACAAAGGGUUGUCGAAAUGCUGAAGGAAAACCUCAGCACUAGUUAGCCUGUUGGUUUACCUAACAGAGUAAUGUACAGAGUUUUGUCAAAAUAACCAAUCACCCUCUAACCUAGUGGCGGCGAAGAGAAAGUCUAGUAAAUAAAUUACGAUCACCAUGUAAUUGCCUUGCUUUCCCUACUUCUCAGGGAAGCUGGGGAGAAUGUAAUGAAUGAUUUGAUGAGAUAAGCAAGAUUGCCAUUCUUCGGAUA